Molecule: messenger RNA, 3092 nt
Organism: Paramecium octaurelia
Lineage: Eukaryota; Ciliophora; Oligohymenophorea; Peniculida; Parameciidae
Source: the annotation of a GenBank genome assembly
AUGAUUUCAUCUUAAAAUUUCGAAAGCGACCCUUAUACACUAAUUAUAACUAAAAGACAAAUAUUUGGUUCUGAAAAUGAAUCUAAUUUGCAUAAAAUAAAUAAGUAGCAUUCUCUGAUGAAUUAAGAGGACAAUUUAAGUCAAGAAAAGUAAUAAUUUUUUCAAUAUAUGAUUUAAGCAAACACUUGAAUUUUAUAGAGCUGAUUUAAUCAAGAAGUUCUAUGAUUCCAACUGUUAAAGUAUUAUCACCUGGAAAUGAAUAGAUAUUGUAAAAUGAGGAUGGGUUUUAUUUGUAAUCUAGUUUGCAUCUCAAUGAGGGGUAAGGUAUUUGUGUUAAUAGAGAGUAUGAAUCCUAUUUGGCAGAAGGGAGGCUUGAAAAUUAUCAAUUAUGUUGCGAAGUUCAUAUAUCAACUGAAAACUAAAGCAGACAAGCUAAAGAUAAAGCUAAUGAAUCAUGACAUAUUUAUGAAAUUAGGGGAUAAAAGUGGUGAUUUUUAAAAUUUCAAGAAAGGCAAUCAGAAAUAAAAAUUAAAUAAUUUAAUACACCUAAUUUUUAAUAAGACGAUUUUCUAAAUUAUUUAAAUAUUGAAUUUAAUCAGCCAAAGUUUAAAUAAAAUCACCAUUAUCUAUCCUGAAAGUACCUUCAAGAUAAUUUGGGAUUCCGUUGUGGUAUGUUUCAUAGUUAUUAACAUAUUUUUUAUCCCUAUGAGUUUGAGCUUUGAAUUGGACAAAUCUAGUUAAAUAUCCACCUUAUUAUUUGAAACUAUUCCCAGUUAUAUUUUUAUUGUUGAAAUACUUCUGAACUUUAACACUGCCUAUUAUAGUCAAGGAGUUAUCCAUACCAAUAGGAGCCACAUCUUUUUCCAUUAUUUAUCUAAUAAUUUCAUUUGGGAUUUACUAAUAGCAAUACCAUUUAUUUUGGCCUAAUUUAAUAUACCUUACAUUCAAUUUAUCUUGCUAUUGCGAAUAGCGCGAGUAAGAUCUAUGAUAUAAAAUGUGGAAGAUCUAUUAAAUACCAAAGAAGAGGUUUAGGCUGUAAUUGAAUUAGGAAAACUAGUAUACUUCUUAGUUUUAGUUGCCCACAUGUGUAGUUGUGGAUGGCAUCUAUUGGGUAGAAUUGAGUAUGAAGUUUAUCAGGAUGAAAAUAGUUGGCUCAUCUAUUAUGGCCAUUACGAUUAGUAGUGGUACGAUAGGUACAUAGUCUCAUUGUAUUGGAGUGUUAUAACGACAUUGACAGUGGGCUAUGGAGAUAUUGUACCACAAACUACAAUUGAAAGACUGUAUGUAGUUAUUGUGGCUAUGGUCUUAUGCGGAGUGUUUGGUUAUAUUAUUUCCAUGAUUGGAGAAAUCUUAAAGACUUUGGGAGAGAAGAAAGCUUUAUUAAAAAAAUCUAUGAAAAAAGUCAACUAAUACAUUAAAUAGAAGCAAUUAAAUUUAUAAUUAUCCCUUAAAAUUAGAAAGUAUUUUGAGUUUAAACAUCAAAUCGAUGAAUAGUUGCAAGAGCAGGACGAUUCUGUCUUAAAUAAAUUAAGUGGAUCAUUAAAAUAGGAAGUACUGAUUGAUAUCUACAAACCAAUCCUUAUGAAAUCAAAAUUUCUAAAGGAGAAUACCCCAGAAUAUCUAAUAAAUAAUUUAUGCCAAAGGAUUAAAUAGGCAACUUUUGCUCCAGGAUAUGAAAUAGUCAAUGUGUAUGAUCCAGCUACAAAAUUGAUAUUCAUUUUAGAUGGCCAAGUUAAUAGUUACUUUAUUUCUAAAGGACUAGAUGCUUUGUAGAGGAAUGAAAAGGAAAAUAACUCUGGGAUGAUGCAACGAAAUUAUUAAAGAGGAGAUAUCAUAGGAGAAUUAGAAUUUAUAAUCAAUUCAUCCUAUCAAUUUUACUUUAAGGCCCAAACGGUUUUAUCUAUUGUAUAUAUUGAAAGAAAUGAUUUCUUAUAAGUUAUCUAAGAAAAUGAAGAAUGCAGAUAAAAAUUUCAUCAAUUAAGGGAAAAGUUAACCUAUCAAAAAACGUAUGGUAGAACUUGCGAUGUUUGCAAAUGGACUCAUAGAUAUAAAGAUUGUCCAUUUGUAUUCUAUCAAACAAAUAUUUAUAAAAUAGCAAGAAAUGCAAAUGCAAGUUAAAAUCAUUAAAGACUUAAAUUUGAUAGACCGAGGGAUUCUAGAAAAAAACAAAAUACAAAUGAUCAUCACAAUAUUUUAAAUUAAAGUAUUGAUUUUAUUAUCAAUAAUGGAUACUUAAAUGAAGAGUAAAUAUAUCUAUAAUUUAUUUUAGUUAAUUAAAUGAAUCCUAUCUCAUUAAACUAGGAUUUGAUAUCUAGGAAGGUUUCUAUGAAAAAUCUAUCUAAUCUCAAGAGAGCUAGUCAUAAGAAUCUCAUUAAUAGGAUAAUCAUUCUGUAGCCCAAAGGAAAUGCUCAUCUCAAAUUGAAAAAGUGAGAGUAAGCUUAAUGAAUUAAAAACUAAAAGCAGGAUUAGUCUAAAAUCAAAAUUUGACUAGAAAUUAAAAUUUCGAUGAUGAUUCAAAUGGAGCAUUGCAGAAUCCAUAAUUUUAACACUAACGUAAGACUGAAAAUGAAAUUCAAAUUGAACAUAAAGAACCUAAAGAACCUUCUAAUUCUAACCCAUUUUCCAACCAUCGUAAUCUAACCAAUAAUACAAUCAAGCAGAAUCACAAUCUCUAUUCUUAAGGAAAUUUAAAAUCUUCAGUUGCAAAUCAUAUAGCAAGAACAGAAACUUCCAUGGCCAAAAAGUCCCUUAUAAGCGUAUAAAAGCCCAUUCAUCAUUCUGUGAAAAUAAAUAACAAUAAUACUAAUAUAGAGAAUGAUAAUGAUAGGAGCCAAUUGCAAAAUUAAUUAUAAACGAAUGGAACCAUUUAUUUUAUUCCAGAAUUAGAGUUCGAUAAAAUGAAAAAUUAUGACUUCUAUUUUCCACACUUUAAUAUUGUGAAUGUUUUAGAAUCCUUGAAAAAAUAUCGCUUUAAUUAAUUUAACGAAAACAAAAAGAAAAAUAUUAAGGAAAAAUUAAAAUCAAUCAGAUAAAACAAGACUAUCAACAAGUGCUUUAAUUCAUCAAUUAGAAAUGUGGAUGAAAGUACUUGA